Messenger RNA from Gigantopelta aegis, 444 nucleotides. RefSeq lists its product as uncharacterized. The transcript has a single exon. Bases 1 to 444 code for a protein of 147 amino acids. NCBI's taxonomy places the organism in Eukaryota, Metazoa, Mollusca, Gastropoda, Neomphalida, Peltospiridae. The record is from RefSeq and is a predicted model, not a curated record.
AUGAACUCCUCAAAUGCAACAACCUACCGCUCCACCGCUCCUUCAAGCACCCCACAACCUCCCACUUCUCAAUCUGGUGCAUAUUCUGGUUAUCCUCCUAAUCCUCCAAACUGGACAAGCCAGUCAAAGGGUUAUGCUGGUGGACCUUAUCAAACUCCAAUACCCAAGCCAAACCUACAGCCCUCAAACUGCUCCUCCUCAUCCCCAAACCAGUCAAUACCAGUCUGGGCACUCUACUACACCUACCAACAACCCCAGCAACAUCCACCAACGUUACCAUUUCUCCUUAUGGUGGUAACCCUGGUGCUUAUCAGCAAACUCAUGGACCUGGAGGGACAAACGUAUCCUCCUCCACAAGGUCAACCCCAACCUGCCCGUGGUGGAUAUCCACCAUAUUCCCGUCCAUCUCCUUAUAGAGUGGAUACUAAAUUGCUAACCCUUUGA